Molecule: messenger RNA, 1308 nt
Organism: Neopsephotus bourkii (Bourke's parrot)
Lineage: Eukaryota; Metazoa; Chordata; Aves; Psittaciformes; Psittacidae
Gene: NKAP
Product: NFKB activating protein
Exons: 9
Coding region: 16-1098 (360 amino acids)
Biological process (GO): regulation of gene expression
Cellular component (GO): nucleus
Molecular function (GO): chromatin binding
Source: RefSeq, a predicted model, not a curated record
UUCGCCGCGGCCGCCAUGGCGCCGGCGUCGCGGUCCCGCAGCCCUCCCGCCGCCAGCCCCGAGCGCCGCGGCCGUCGGUCGCGCUCCCGCUCCCGCGAGCGCAACGGGCUGAAGCGGCCGAACCAUCGGCGGAGCCGCAGCUGGUCCCGCUCUCGCGAGCGCACCCCCGGCGGGCCGCGCGCUGCCGCGCACCACGGCCACUACCACGGCAAGGCCUGGCCCGAGUACUAUGAGAAGGAGAAGGAGGAGAUCCUGCGGCAGAGGAGACUCAAUGAAAGAGAGAGGAUCGGAGAACUGGGGGCACCUGAAGUCUGGGGGCUGUCACCAAAGGUUCCUGACCCUGAUUCUGAUGAGCAUACACCGGUAGAAGACGAAGAGGCAAAAUCUAAGAGUAGUUCUUCAGAUUCCAGUUCAGAAGAGGAAAAAAAGAAAAAGAAGAAGAAAAGGAAGAAGAAAAAGCGGAAGGGAUCCAAAAGAAAACGCAGAAAACAUUCUGAGGACAGCGACAGCGAAUCGGAGUCUGAGGACUCCAGUGAUGAAGAUAGAAAGAAAAGCAGGAAGAAGAAAAAGAAAAACAGAAAGAAGAAGUACAAGAAAAAGAAAAAUAAGAAGAGUAGGAAGGAAUCCAGUGAUUCGAGUAGUGAAGAUUCUGAUGAAGAAAUGUUUCAAGGGGAAGAUCUCUGGAUUGAGAGAUCAAAAAAUAUGGAAGCUGAUAGCUUGAUUGGACCAGAAGCUCCCAAAACUCAUGCAUCUCAGGAUGACAGGCCUUUGAACUAUGGACAUGCCCUCUUGCCUGGUGAAGGUGCAGCAAUGGCAGAAUACGUAAAAGCAGGAAAACGUAUACCCCGGAGAGGUGAAAUUGGCUUGACCAGUGAAGAGAUUGCAUCAUUUGAGAGCUCUGGUUAUGUCAUGAGUGGCAGCAGACAUCGCCGAAUGGAAGCUGUGCGUCUGCGUAAAGAGAACCAGAUAUACAGUGCAGAUGAGAAGAGAGCUCUGGCAUCCUUCAACCAGGAGGAGAGGAGAAAACGAGAGAAUAAGAUCCUGGCAAGCUUCCGAGAGAUGGUCUACAGAAAGACUAAAGGCAAAGAGGAAAAAUAAUUCUUCAUUUGGACUGGACACCACAGGUUCUACCAGGCAGCAGCUGACCUGUUCCAGUUGUGACUUGACAAAAAACCUUCCAGUGCUGCAGUGCUUUUCACCCAGCAGGGUCAAGCCUCAGGAGUGGAUUCCUUGGAUCAAGGAAAGAGCUGCUUUUGUCAGAUUUUCUUGGAUGGUUUGCUCUCCGUUCACAAGGAAUGCCUGUAAAAU